AUGGAUCAAGAUGACGAUCAAUAUCGUUGGGAAUCAGCUACUGGUAAUGCUAUCAAUCAGAACAAUCGACGUAAAGAAUUAGCACAAUUACCUAAUGUUCGGCUGGGAAUGAUGCGUCAUCGCUAUGUAGUACUCGAUAUGUCAGAUGCUAUGAAAGAUCAAGAUCUUCGGCCAAAUCGACUAUUUUGUUCUAUUGAACUUUUAAAAGAAUUUAUAUUUAUGUAUUUUGAUUCAAAUCCAACUAUCUCAAAUAGGCUUAAUAAUCACACGAAAGAAACGGUCAAGAAAAAAUAA
Molecule: messenger RNA, 294 nt
Organism: Rotaria socialis
Lineage: Eukaryota; Metazoa; Rotifera; Eurotatoria; Philodinida; Philodinidae
Source: the annotation of a GenBank genome assembly